AUGGCCGUCCAGCGCAUCCGGAGACGCCUGCGUUCCUGCUCUCUGCUGCUGGCGUCCUUUUUCUUCGUCUUCUUCUCCAUCUACAUCUACUGCAAGCCCUCGUCCAAUCGCUUCUACAACGCCCAUUACACCGACUCCCCCGUCGACCCGUUUCGCGGCCGUCAGAUAGCUUUCUGGAACUCUUUUCGCGAAGUGCUCGAUCAACAUGCCCCCAACUGUCCGCCGCCCGAGAUUACAGGCAAGGCUGAGCCCGUGCCUUUCAAUGCCCUCGAACCCACCGACCGUCCAGAUCUGCUUGUCGUGCCGGAUGACCAUCUCGAGGCAAUGCAGUCCGCACACUCCAACUUCGUCGCAGAGAUCCGCCGAUCAACCACGCUGAAGCCGAUUCACACUCCCGGGUCACGAGGGCUCGUCUCGAUGGCAGGAGGCGCCUACUUUCCACUAUUCCUAGCUCAGCUGCGCAUGCUCCGGCGCAAGAAGUCGACCUUGCCGGUCGAAGUCUUUCUGCGGGACACGAGCGAGUAUGAAAAACACCUCUGCGAAAAGGUGCUACCGCAGUACAACGCUAAAUGCGUUGUCUUAUCCGAGCUUCUCGGAUCGACAAAACACAAAGGCGUCGAGAUUGAACACUACCAGUUCCGCACCUUUGCUGUCCUGUUCUCGUCCUUUGAGGAGGUUGUCUGGAUGGACGCCGAGUGCUUCCCCUUGCAUAGCGUGGAGGAUUUGCUGGACUCGGACCCUUAUAAUUCGACCGGCCUGGUUACUUGGCCAGACUUUUCCGCCUCGACGAUAUCCCCGCUGUUUUAUGGCAUCACACAGCAGGAGAUCCCGUCCACGACAGUCCGCGCGGCCACCAAGACGGGUGUUUUUAUGAUCUCCAAACAGUCACAUUUCCUUACCUUGCUCCUGGCCUCCUACUAUAACUACCACGGCCCGUCUCAUUACUUUGCGCUCCUGUUGCAGGGAGCACCGGGCGCCGGAGACAAGGAAGCUUUUAUUGAGGCCGCCACCGCCUUAGGAGAGCCGGUCUACGCCGUCAGUGAGCGCGUCGGGGCCCUUGGACAUGUCGUCGAAGGCGGUGCAACAGAGUACUCUGCCGUCGCGCAGUCCGACCCGAUUGAAGAUUUUCGCCUGACGAGCGAAGGUAUCUGGCGAGUCAAAGACCCCGCAGCCGGCAAGGCUCCGCGUGUCUUCUUCAUUCAUGGCAACUAUCCGAAAUUUACGGCGAGCGAAGACGUCUUCGGUCACAAAUGGGAUAACCCUGGGGUGCAUUCCGGGCGACUCUGGACGCACGAGCCUGACGUCAUCAGACGAUUUGGAUACGAUGUCGAAAAGGCUUACUGGGAAGAACUGCAGUGGGUGGCUUGCAACUACGAGCGUUCUUUCCAGGCUUGGGCCGAGAAGACCGACGUCUGCAAUAAUCUGCAAGAGUAUUGGAAUGGCGUUUUUGCAGAUACACCCCCGGGCGACCUGCAAUUCACCGACCAGUAG
Talaromyces rugulosus is the source of this 1491-nucleotide messenger RNA. RefSeq lists its product as uncharacterized. The record is from RefSeq and is a predicted model, not a curated record. Bases 1 to 1491 code for a protein of 496 amino acids. Lineage: Eukaryota; Fungi; Ascomycota; Eurotiomycetes; Eurotiales; Trichocomaceae. Gene Ontology annotation, molecular function: alpha-1,2-mannosyltransferase activity. The transcript has a single exon. Gene Ontology annotation, cellular component: Golgi apparatus. Gene Ontology annotation, biological process: mannan biosynthetic process.